Messenger RNA from Cladocopium goreaui, 1420 nucleotides. The record is from the annotation of a GenBank genome assembly. NCBI's taxonomy places the organism in Eukaryota, Dinophyceae, Suessiales, Symbiodiniaceae.
AUGGUCCCAGGUCCCUGCCUGGGCGCCUUGACUCUCCGACAUCUCCAGCGCAACCGCAGAAGCGCCGCCCCGCGGGCGCCGCGGGCGCCGCGCGCCCGCGGGGGCGAGGGGGUCACGUUGCCUGAGGAGGAUCUAUGGAUCCAGCGGUUGGAUUUGGAGAAGUUUGGAAGCGAAGUCCAUGACUUGGGGCAGAAGUUGAAAGCCUCCCAAGACCAGAACGACAUGAAACAUUUGCGCAAGAUCGUGCUGUGGAGCCGUCUCUGUGCAGUGAUUGGCCUGGGAACUAUGUGGAUGGCCCCUCCCAAUCUGGUCUCCAUCAUCUUCCUAAGUUUAUGGACCCACAGUGCCUGGACCAUGAUGGGCCACCACGCCUGCCACGGUGGCUACAACCGCACCGACGAAAGCGGACGCUUCAGCAGUCGCGGCUUCGCCCUGGGGUCGCUGUGGCGACGCCUGCAGGACUGGUUCGAUUGGAUGCUACCAGAGGCUUGGAGUAUCGAACACAACCAGCUGCAUCACUACCGCCUCAGCGAGGAUGGAGAUCCUGAUUUGUUGGAGAGAAAUUCUCAGGACUGGAGUCCUAUCGAGCGCAUGAUUAUGCCCUUUGUGUCCAUGUUGGUGUGGAAAUGGGCCUACUACGCCCCGAACACCUACAAGGAACUGAAGUUGCAGGAGAUGAGAACUAAGAAGAUCCCAUUACCUCAAAACUUUGAUCCUCAGAAACCUUUGACCUUGGGUGAUUUGGUGGCUGGUGAGGGUCAAGGUGUGCUGUCAUUGACGGAACUCAUGACGAAGGUCAUGGGGCCCUACUUCAUCUUUCGCUUCUUCCUGCUGCCCUUGCCUCUGAUCUUCUUUGGUCCCGCCUUCUACUUCCAUGGGGUGUGCAACCUCUUCCUAGCGGACAUUUUAUCCAACAUCCACGGCUUCAUAGUGGUGGUGCCCAACCAUGCGGGCAAUGACCUCUAUCGUUUCGAGAGGUCGUGUCGCCCAAAGUCGCCCACCUUCUACUUGCGAGCCAUCACAUCGUCCGUGAAUUUUGAUACGGGAGGAGAUGUGAAUGACUUUAUGCAUGGAUGGCUGAACUAUCAGAUUGAACAUCACUGUUGGCCAGACUUGUCCAUGCUCUCUUACCAGAAAGGCCAAGCCCAGUUGAAAGAGAUUUGUGCCAGACAUGGUGUGCCCUAUGUCCAAGAGAAUGUCUUCAUUCGUUUGAAGAAGACUCUGGACAUUGCCAUGGGCAAAACCAAGAUGCGAAGAUAUCCGGACUCCAUGGAGAGAGAGGCUGAUAUGAUGGUUUGGCAAGACCAGAAGGUAGCUGCUUAGACCAGGCUGUCAUUUCAUGUGCUGUGGGUUGACUGGGAUCAAUCUGAUCCAGAAUCAAUUUGGAGGUUUCCUAAAAUAGGAAUGUCCAUGGAUGCCC